ACCUGUGUCAUUUACCCAAUCCCAACUACUUUGAUGAUGAUGGAACAGUUCAUUGGAUAUCUGAAGAAACCUUUUUUCGAUGAAUUGCUGUAUAUUACAUGUGGUCCCGCCUCAAUGUGACACAUAUAAGGAGUCCUCAGAGCACACAGUUUUCAUUAACCUAUCAGAGUUUGACCAGAGUUACUUCUGCUGUGGACAUAUCCUCAUCUGCCUGACAAGCUUUGAGAGAGGUCUCAAGACAAGAAUGGAGACGACCACUACCUCUUUCUAUCACAACAAUGCAGCAACUGUAUCUGGACAAAAUAACUCUGACAAGUAUGAUGGACUGACAAAGUCUUUCCACACCAUGUCUGCCAUUGUUUACUCCCUGGCCUUCAUUCUUGGUGUGCUCGGGAAUGGAGUGGUUAUCUGGGUGACCGGGUUCAAGAUGAAGAAAACAGUUAACACAGUUUGGUUCCUCAACCUCGCUGUGGCCGACUUCCUCUUCACAGCAUUCCUGCCCUUCACUGUGACGUACGUGGCUUUGGAUUUCCACUGGCCUUUUGGCAACUUCAUGUGCAAACUGAACACCACUGUGACCUAUCUAAACAUGUUUGCCAGUGUCUACAUCCUGGUGGUGAUCAGUGUGGACAGAUGUGUGUCUGUGGUGUGGCCCGUCUGGGCCCAGAACCACCGAAAUGUGCGCAGGGCGUCCUGUGUGAGUCUGGGUGUUUGGGUACUGGCUCUGAUUCUCAGCGCUCCAUACUUCAUCUUCAGGGACACUAAGUAUUAUCAUGAUGAAAAAAUUACCAUCUGCUUUGACAACUUUGCUCUUUCUGAUGAUAAUAAAACACCAUCUGUGACUCAGCUGCGACAGUUUCGUCAUCAGGCCAUGGCCAUCACUCGCUUCCUCCUGGGAUUUGUUGUCCCCUUCACUGUCAUUGUCUCCUGUUAUGCUGUGAUAAUCCAUCGUCUCAGGAGGAGCCGCACUCUGGCCAGCCAGUCAAGUCGGUCCUUUAAGAUCAUUGCUGCUGUUAUCACCACUUUUUUCCUGUGUUGGGCUCCUUAUCACAUCAUGAGUCUAAUUGAGAUGGUUCAUUUCACAGGUGGUGAAAGUGAAACAUUACAUCAUGUCAUUGCUAUUGGUUACCCUAUAGCCACCAGCCUGGCCUUUCUCAACAGUUGUCUGAACCCACUGCUGUAUGUGUUCAUGGGCCAAGAUUUCAAGGAUAAAGUCCGCAAAUCCAUCCUGAAUAUAUUGGAGACUGUCUUCCAGGAAGAGGAGACUCCAUCUCAUACCUACACAAACUCAAUGGUCACCAGUCAGAGUAAAGAGAAGUCUGUUUCUGAUGCUGAGGUAUAAGGUUGAUAUGAAAAAAAAUACUGUAACUAUACAUAGGAAAUAAUUUUCACACAAAUGUAAUUGUAUCUAAACAUUUUUUCACCAUAUAAAUGUCUUUUUUACCAUAACUUGUUAUGUUUGUAAUGCAACAGUUUUUUGGUUUUCAUACACAACAUACAGUAAAACAAAAACAAAAACAGAAAAGGACUUAUUCUUUGUAUUAUGGUUGUCAUAAAUGUUGUGAUAUAUGACAUGAGCCAGUCCCUUAAAGCUUUAUCCUGAUGUGUGGUGGAGGGAAAGAGAAAAACAGGAGCACAGUGAUUUUGAGCCUUUAAUUGUGCAAACAGCAGUUUUACAUCAUGUAUUAGAAUGUAGUCAGAAUGAGUCAGUGUGGUCCAGUCUUUCCUUUUUCUCAGUCUAUUAAAGGAAGUGGGUACCUCAUCAGUCAGUCAUGAUGAAGUAUUUACAUUUUGGUUAGGCUCAUAGCUUUAACAUGAUGUCCUGUUGUCCCAUUGAGCUCCAUUAAGUAACAUUUAUGCUAAGUGUGUUUGUUUUGUUUUUUAGUAUUUAGUUUUUUGUUUAGUAUUAUUAUAUACUUGGCCAGUGCAUGGAGCUUUUUUACAUCUGGUGCUUCUCUGAUGAGCUUAUGGCUGUAGCAUAUGAGUUUACCACAGGUGUAACACCAGUUGUGUGUGUAUUGAACCUUAUUUUAUUCCUGAACUCCUGUGCUAUAUAGGUCUGAUGAAUCUGGAUCUGCUGAGAGGUUUUCUGGUAGGGUCAGACAAAUCUGUGGACCCAACCUGCCUUGUGUCAAGAGUCCAUGGAUAUAAAUAUUGUGACAUGUAUUGCUAACCUGUUUAUGGAAGCUUCACUCUAAUGUAUUCAAUUUGAUCUUUCAUUUGAAUCAUAGAUGAUGAUUAUGAUGAUGAUGACUGUUAUUGCAACUGUGCAGAACCCAUCAUCACUGCAUAAUUUCACAAACAAUUGUGUCUGGAAUAUCUUUCUGUACUAUCCAAUACAUUCAUCCAUAAACUGUAAAUACAGGAUAUACUGAUGUUGAUAGUCUUUCUAAUUAUUAUUUUAAGCUUUCUUCUUGAGAUUAAAUGACCAGCAGAGGGAACAUAUUUAAGUAAAACAAAAAAAAAAAAACAAACAAAAAAAAA
Lates calcarifer (barramundi perch) is the source of this 2484-nucleotide messenger RNA. RefSeq names its product chemerin-like receptor 1. Gene Ontology annotation, cellular component: plasma membrane. The transcript is spliced from 2 exons. Gene Ontology annotation, molecular function: complement receptor activity; G protein-coupled receptor activity. Gene Ontology annotation, biological process: inflammatory response; positive regulation of cytosolic calcium ion concentration; phospholipase C-activating G protein-coupled receptor signaling pathway. NCBI's taxonomy places the organism in Eukaryota, Metazoa, Chordata, Actinopteri, Centropomidae. Bases 80 to 1342 code for a protein of 420 amino acids. The record is from RefSeq and is a predicted model, not a curated record.